This is a messenger RNA of Pocillopora meandrina, 2204 nucleotides long. The record is from the annotation of a GenBank genome assembly. NCBI's taxonomy places the organism in Eukaryota, Metazoa, Cnidaria, Anthozoa, Scleractinia, Pocilloporidae.
AUUGGUGAUAAGAUGUGUGAUACCGGUGCAUUGCAUCUUCCAAGCUUUCUGGACAAAACCAUCAUUUAUGGAUAUUUGAAAGCAGAGAGGAAAGAUGAGGAUGAAAAUGUUAUUCAUUACAGUACAUUUUGCUAUCUUUUGAGGAAUGUGUUUCCUUUUGUUAAAAUACCCAAGGUGAUGUGAAACUUUAGUAUUUGUAAUAUUAUUUUUGGAUGCUUAUGCAUGACUGAUCUAUUAAGAUGUCGAGAAGAAGGAUUUAUGUUAAAUCCGUGGAUCAGAUGGAAUUUCCCUGCUCCUUCAGAUUUCCGAAUGAGGACUUAAAAUCUAUUUUCACUGCUUUGAUUACUUUAACCUGAAGCUGCAAAAUAUAUGCACUGUAGCAAAGCAAUAUCUCAAAAAUGGUUAGAUGAUUGUCUUCCACAAGAAGUGUUAUUUUUCAGCAUAAAUAGAUAGUACUUUACUGCAGGUAAACCAAUUUACAAGAUGUGACUGCUGCACGGCAUUGGGUGAGGAGAAGAGAAAAGCUCAGGAUGAGGAUGUGCAAAAAUGCCUACCCAAGCUGUUUGAUUUCCAGAAUGAUCUUCAAAUGUAAGUACUAAUUUCUUUUAAGACAUAACUUUUGAUGACUGCUUCCUGAUAUAUCUGUCAUGUGAUAUAUAUUUUUAUAGGAAAGAGAGAAAAGUGUAUUACCAUCAAGAAGACAAAGCUAAGAAGUAUCCACAAUAAUAAGCAUGUAUUGCACAAGAUGGCAUGGAUCAGGCAAAGCAUCUCCUUCUACAAUUAGUAGUUAUUGUGCAUGCAUAUGCUCGUGCAAGAAAACUGCAAAACUCAUAUGACUGGUGUGUUAAACCAUGGGAGGUAGCCUAAAGGCUAUUUUAAUGUAUUCCAAUUUUCCCAUGAUACAAACUUCACCAUAAAUAUGUUACUCCUGGAAUUACAAAGCAUGGGAGAGGACCUGACAGAUACCUUUUGCCUACAAAUGGACAACUGCUGGAGGGAGAAUAAAAAUCAAUAUGUGCUAAACUUUUUAGCUCUUCUUGCAAAGCUUGACAUAAGAAGCUUCUCAAAAGAAAAUGAAAUUUUAAAGUGGUACAUUUGAAUGAACAGUUAGUUUAAAUAUUUAAAUGUUAAUAUGUAACAUUUUACUGAACUUUGAGGUGGGGAUUGCUCUGAUCAUGCAUGGGCAACAAAAUUCCUUCAAAUUCAAUUUUCAUCUUUGCAGGUGAAACUGAAUUUCUUAAUGGUUGGACACACUCAUGAAGCUGUUAACCAGAUGUUUAACAAGUAAGAAUCAGAGUUUCAUUUUUAUUAUAUUAAGUUGAGAAGAAAACUCUCAUUAAGAAUAGUUAAAUGGUAGAACUAUCUCAUUAAUGCUGCCGAAACACUCAGCUAUAGUUGCACUACUAGGAUGACACUUUGUUGUCAGCUUCAAAGUUCUAAUUUUACACCUAUGGUUUUUUUUACUUCAUAUUCAUAUUUAAUUGUCUCACAGGCUUUCUGAAUUUCUGGCAAAGAAGGACACAAGAACCUUCAAAGGUACUGUUAUGAUGACUGCAAUCAACUUUUAGCUUGGAAAAUAAUUGCUAUGAAUUUCUCUUUAAAAUUUGACCAUCUGUCAUUUGACCUUAAUAUUACAGUUGGAUUGAUGUGCAUAAUUAGUAUGAUCAUAGUUGUGUUUUAACCCUUUAAUUGAUCAAUGUGUAUCCUCUCUUGACAAUAUGGAUUGAUCCAUUAUCCAAAAUUUUUUUUUUAUUAAAAUUUUUUCUCUCCUUAUUUUAUAGCACUCAUGACAUCCUUUGAGAGAUGUUACACCCCAUCUCCAAAGGCUGUAGAGGUUGAGCAUGUGUUUGCUCUUAAGGAGUGGAUGUCAUCCUUUUCAACCAUGCUUCACAACAUUUCAAACCCUCAUGCAUUUAAAUUUGCAAAAGCUCCAUCUAGAAAAGUUGUCAUCCAGUACAAGAAUUGGGAAAGUGAUAAACAGGAAAACCGGAAACCCUUUAGCCCUGAUCCAGAGCAGUGGUUAACCAUAGUGAGAGUAAGUGGAAUCUGCCAUGCAAUGAAGAAUGAUUAAAAACAAAAAAAUCCAAACAAUACCUUUAAUUGAUAACUAUACUCUUUUCAUAGAUACCUGUUUUGCUCAGUUCUAGUGCAGUGGUCUUGCAUUUUGUAACUGGCGUUACACAAGGCAUACCAAUAAUAAAAAA